Molecule: messenger RNA, 1253 nt
Organism: Cydia splendana
Lineage: Eukaryota; Metazoa; Arthropoda; Insecta; Lepidoptera; Tortricidae
Gene: sturkopf
Product: lipid droplet-associated hydrolase
Exons: 2
Coding region: 148-1053 (301 amino acids)
Biological process (GO): lipid storage
Cellular component (GO): lipid droplet
Molecular function (GO): lipase activity
Source: RefSeq, a predicted model, not a curated record
UUCGUAGACGGUGUACGUCAAACUCGUAAACAAACCGUGUAGGGCUAAUUUCCAGUAUUUCCAUCAAGUAAUACCUCCAUUUAUCAAUUGAUAACGUUGUAACGCUAACGUCUCCAUCGAGUUCUCUCGGACUGGAACUGCAGCACGAUGGAAAGUGUCUUCAUUAACCUGAACAACGUUCAAACAAAUGUUUUAACAUGGGGGGACCCCUUCGACUCGAAGAACUCUGAUGUGAUUAUCUGUAUCACUGGAAAUCCAGGAAUCCCACAUUUUUAUGAAGAGUUUGCUACGGAAUUAAAUAAAAGCACUAGCCUUCCAAUUUGUGUAAUUGGUCAAGCGGGGCACGUGGAGGUGCCCGAGGAGAAAUCGAACGUUCUCGAGCGCCGCGAGCACUUGUUCAAUUUGGAGGCGCAAGUUCACCACAAACUAGACCUGAUCGAUAAAAUAGAUAAGCGCCGUAACAUACACUUGAUCGGUCACUCUAUAGGCGCGUGGCUGAUUCUCGAGGCGAUCAACAAACGAGAGAGUUUGAUAGACAGAAUAUGCUCCAUCAACCUGCUGUUCCCGACCAUUCAGAGGAUGGCCGAGUCUCCGAACGGUAAAAAACUGAACGGCAUCGUGAGGAGAUUGCACUUUGUUGCUAUCCUCCUCUUUACAUUAAUCCACUCUCUGCCGGAUACCGUUCAACGGUUUUUGGUGGGCGCGUAUUUGAAGUUGAACCGUCUGCCUCCGCACUACGAUGAGAGGAUACUGAAAUAUCUUCGGCCGCGGGUGGCGGAGAAGGUGUUGCACAUGGCGUACGACGAGAUGGACCGCGUGGUGGCGCUGGAGGGCGUCAGCGGAGCGCUCGCGCGAACUAAACAGAUCACCAACGUGGUGUACGGGUCGAGGGACGGCUGGGCGCCGGCCGCGUACAUGGAGGACCUGCGCCCGUACCAGCCCGAGCUCCAGAUGAACCAGGUCCACAUCGACCACACGUUCGUUUUCACCUCGUCCGAGAAAGUAGCACAGUUAGUUUCAGAUUAUAUAAAGCCAAAAAUUAAAUCAUGUUAAUGUUAAAUGAUCUAGGCAAGGGUUAGUAAAUUGUGUCGGUGAUAGCGAGGGUGACAGGGUAUGUAGGUAAUUGAAAUAUAAUAUGAGAUAUGUGCACUUUAAUUUAUUAAAAAUGUAAAUAUAUAUAAUAGGUACCUGUUAUGUCACAUUACAAGUAACACUAGAUAAUAAUAACUAUUAAAAAUUAUUUAUAAAUCGUA